Trichomonas vaginalis G3 is the source of this 852-nucleotide messenger RNA. Its product is annotated as ankyrin repeat-containing protein DDB G0279043 family. The record is from RefSeq and is a predicted model, not a curated record. The transcript has a single exon. Lineage: Eukaryota; Parabasalia; Trichomonadida; Trichomonadidae. Gene Ontology annotation, molecular function: protein binding. Bases 1 to 852 code for a protein of 283 amino acids.
AUGAUUGAACUUUUAAUUUCACAUGGUGCAAAUAUCAAUGAAAAAGAUGAAUACGGAGAAACUGCUCUUCAUUAUUCAGCAGAAAGGAAUAGAAAAGAAACUGCAGAAUUUCUUAUUUCGCAUGGUGCAAAUAUCAACGAAAAAGAUAAUCAAUAUGGGAAAACUGCUCUUCAUUUUGCAGUAGAAAAAAAUAAUAAAGAAAUAGUCGAACUUUUUAUUUCAAAUGGUGCAAAUAUCAAUGAAAAAGAUAAUAAACAUAGAGAAACCACUCUUCACUAUGCAGCAAAAUAUAAUAGCAAGGAAAUUGCAGAAUUUCUUAUUUCCCAUGGUGCAAAUGUCGAUGAAAAAGAUAAAUUUGGAAACACUGCUCUUCAUUAUUCAGCAGAAAGGAAUAGAAAAGAAAAUGCAGAAUUUCUUAUUUCGCAUGGUGCAAAUGUCGAUGAAAAAGAUAAAUUUGGAAAAACUGCUCUUCAUUAUGCGGCAGAAAAUAAUUGUAAAGAAACAGCCGAACUUCUUCUUUCACAUGGUGCAAAUAUCAAUGAAAAAGAUAAAUAUGGGAAAACUGCUCUUUGUAUUGCAUUAGAGGAAGAUAGUAAAGAAACAACUGAGUUUCUUUAUUCACAUAGUACAAUUAUCAAUGAAAAGGAUGAAUAUGAGGUAACUGUUCUUCAUAAUACAGCAGAUAAAAAUUGUAAAGAAACUGCCAAACCUCUUAAAUCAUAUGGUGAAGAUAACAAUGAAAAAACAUGCCACUCCGCAAUACAUAUUAAUUUCGGUUCUAUUCCUGUUUUUAUUUAUUUUUUUUUAUUUCCGGAACAACGAAUCUUUGUGUCUUCUCAUGAUCAAUUAUAA